AUGCCACAUUCAACAAACGUGUCCACGCCUACGAGGACUAUUACCUCGCCGGACGAGAAAUUGGUCGAUGCGGACAUCAACACGCCAGCGCGCUUCCUCCAAGACCGGGGUAUCACUUUGGAAACUCUCCCUUUCUGGCUGGUAAAUGUACCCCGGUCGCAAUGGACGACCGAAUGCCCUGCCUUUCUACGAGAUCAACCACCAAAGAACGUACAAUGCCUGGCUACACCCGAUAGCCACUAUCAGCGACAGAGCUGGGAGGAAGUACAGGAGAUCACCAGAACGAACCGGAUCGAUCGAUUCCAACGUGUCCCGAGCGAACUGCGCAAGUAUCUGGAAUACAUGUCCCAGAUCAAAGCCGAGUAUGGAUCGGUGAUGCGGUUCGUUGUUACGGAGAGACUAUGCUGGGGCGAUGGGAGUGCCGAGAACCUUCGGCCUCGUGGUGGCUUGUUCGAGUUCUCCGAGGAUAUUCGGAUCUUAUACAAUGACUGGCCGUACGGGAUAGAUACGGAUAUCAUCCACCUGGUAGUCUGGACCAAAUUUGAGCUUCCCGAUGACCCUGCCACGGGUGAUCUGACAGCAGAGGCGCGAGAGGCGAUCGAGCGAUACGUCCGGGAGACUUUUUGUUCGCUGGCGCCUGAACAGGUCGUCUGGUUCAGGAACUGGAAGUCACUCAAGUCCGUCCACGCCAUCGAACACUUCCACGUCAUGCUCCAUCGCCCGGAUAUGGCAUUCGUGCAGGAUAUCACCCAUGGAGAUGUACCGCUGAUUGAACGGGUAUGA
Molecule: messenger RNA, 783 nt
Organism: Penicillium cataractarum
Lineage: Eukaryota; Fungi; Ascomycota; Eurotiomycetes; Eurotiales; Aspergillaceae
Product: GIG1 family protein
Exons: 3
Coding region: 1-783 (260 amino acids)
Biological process (GO): N-acetylglucosamine metabolic process
Cellular component (GO): cytoplasm
Source: RefSeq, a predicted model, not a curated record